Messenger RNA from Grammomys surdaster, 1913 nucleotides. RefSeq names its product cell cycle regulator of NHEJ (gene Cyren). Gene Ontology annotation, cellular component: cytoplasm; nucleus. NCBI's taxonomy places the organism in Eukaryota, Metazoa, Chordata, Mammalia, Rodentia, Muridae. Gene Ontology annotation, biological process: negative regulation of double-strand break repair via nonhomologous end joining; double-strand break repair via nonhomologous end joining. The record is from RefSeq and is a predicted model, not a curated record. The coding region runs from base 688 to 1164 and encodes 158 amino acids. The transcript is spliced from 4 exons.
UUUGACAGCAGCGGUCACAAGACAACUUGGUGUAGACUCAGUUCUCUCUGUUCAUCUUUAUGUGUAUUUGGGGGAUCCAACUCGGGGGCCCAGGCGGCAUGGCAAGUGGCUUUACCUGCUGUGCCGUCUCAUGCUCACACAUUUUUACCCAUGUCCACACUGACAUGAAGGGGUCACUCCUUUCCCUGCCAUUUCUCCACUCCGGCUGACACGCAGCCUCCACGUCUGACUCACCCAACUUCGUGGUCCUGGGUUCCAUCUGAGUCAAGACCCGUGGUUAAAAUUUUCCUCUAGUUUUUCUCUCAUGGUAUGUUCUUUCUUCCCAGUGUAUUCCCCACAGCUUGCUGAAUUAGUGGUUUUAAGGCUCAGAGACAGAACACUCCAGAGCCUGUUCCUACCCAACUCCUCCCAGGAAGAACAAAUCCUUCAAGGCACCUGUUUGGAACCCUUGUGGGCCUUAGUAGGGCGCCCUCCUUUGCUGUCCCUGAGUGAAGUGGCAUGGAGCACAACCAUGAAGACAGGCCACACUGCAAACCUUGAGCCACUCUUCCAGGGGAUGAGAACCUUGCCUGGCAGGCAUUCAAAAUCGGCACCCACUGGGAUCAAAUAAGCCUGGUGUGACGAGACAGUGUGAUUUUUGGUCCUGCUCUAGAGAAGCAAGUUACUGAAUGUGGAAAAACACUAGCCAUGGAAACCCUAAAAUCUGAGAACAAAAAGAGGGUCCUCCCCUCGUGGAUGACAGACCCUGUGAAUGAGAGAAAGGUUAUAUCAGUGAAGACAACCAAGAGGAAGCAGACAGCGGCCGUGCGAGUUGGGGCAGCAACAAGAGCCUCUGCCACGGAGACUGUGUACUGCAUGAAUGAAGCUGAAAUGGUAGACGUGGCACUGGGAAUCCUGAUUGAGGGCCGAAAACAGGAGAAGCCCUGGGAACAGCUGUCUCUGGAGGUCCCUGAUAAGCUGCAGCUCUCCCCUCCCUGUUCCCCUCACACCAGCUCCCCGGAGAACAGCAGUGAGGAAGAAGACAGCAGGAACAACUCGCCUGCUCUAGGCCUCAGCCCUCCCCAGGGCCCGGAAGCUGCUGACUCUCUCUGUAGCAGAAGCCCCGAGGAGGAAAAGGAGGAGGAAGAUGAGUUAAAGUACGUCAGGGAGAUAUUCUUCAGUUAGUGUGAACUGUUCACUGCUUCUGCCGAGAGCUGUAGGAUCCGCUGAGAGCUGCGGGCUCUGCCUGCCCCUGCCACCCACAAAAACCAGGCCUUGUUCCCAACUCCCAGUCCCAGGAGGCUGUCAGUUUGGGUGGGACUUUUUCUGUAGCAGGAUGCAGAAAUGCAUCCUGUUACAGUCUUAUCCUGCACCGCCCUCUGGCUCUGAGGGUUUGCAAUCCUAGCCCUGUGUCUUAUUCACAGUAAAAAUUAGGUCUUAGGCUUACUUGCCAGAAGUAAAGAAAAAUAGAGCUGCUGAGAACCCUGGAAUUCUAGACGGGUGGCUAGAUCUUGACUUAAAGAGACUUGUGAACAGCCUCCCUCGUGACACAGUCCAGUAGUUAGCUUCCACCCUUCAAACCAGACAGGCUGGCAGCUGCCCACAGUUUCCUGCCAGUCCAGUAGCAGGAGGCUAUCAGGCUGGUGAGCCACACUGGCCCUGUCUACCACCGACUACCUGUCUUCCACCUGGGGCCUCCACCUUGGUCCCUGUACAUCUGUAAGGGAGAGUGGGACACGAGACGCUGAGGACAAAAGAUGACACCAGAGUCCACCUUUCUUUGUGUUCACUUUGGCUUUUGAUGAGCACAGAAUGAAGAACUCAUUGCCAUGUAGGUUUUCUGAUACACAGACACUGAAAAAAUAUAUACUGAUGCCCCAGUGCAUAAUAAAGACCAAGCUUCUGCCUCUCCAGUUCUGGGUAAGGUGAUGGAA